Molecule: messenger RNA, 6251 nt
Organism: Portunus trituberculatus (swimming crab)
Lineage: Eukaryota; Metazoa; Arthropoda; Malacostraca; Decapoda; Portunidae
Product: transmembrane protein 65-like
Exons: 7
Coding region: 348-1292 (314 amino acids)
Cellular component (GO): mitochondrion
Source: RefSeq, a predicted model, not a curated record
AGGAAAGGAGAGGAGCUGAGUGUGGUCGAGGUAACGUAGCAAGGAGAAAGGAUGUCCUCUCCGCUGUGUCGUCACUCACGGUAGGCUAUGACGCAACCUCUUCUCUUCGUCCUGCUUGUGCGGUUAUCGCAACGCCACCGGCGGGCUGAGGCCGCGGGAGGAGGCAUGCAGUUAGCAAGAUCAGUGGAGUCGGCAUGAAAUAGUAGUAGAAAAUAUCAAGAAAUGCAACAUUGCGUCGGUGAUCGCUCUUUAGAUGAUUGGUGCAAUAACAGAUAACAAAUGAGUACGAUGUUCAGUCCCUAAGACAAGACGAGCCUGUGUUGUCGUCGGCUGCUGGUUUGUUUACGAUGCAUCUGCGGCCACCCACACUUUCCUUCUCUCGCCCUUUGUGGACUUGUCUUAAUGGUUGUGCGACACCUGCGCCUCCUUCACGUACCUACAUAACUCGGGCAUACACUACGACAGUAUCUCAGCACAAAGAUGUCGACCAGAAUAUCAGCAAAAAACUGGAGACCGGCGAAAGUGGAGGCGAGGGCGAUGGUGGGGGAUUGAAUGUCUCCACUGAUUCAGCCCUGCGGCGCCUGGUGACCUCACUGUCCACCGAGCAGCAGACUGUCCUCCUCACCGAACUCCACAGAAUCCAGGCAGAAGCUGCCAGGAAGCAGGCCGAAGAGAAGCUUGCAUCAUGGCGGUGGAGGUCUCGCUUUGGCCGGCCCACCUCCCUGCACUCCCCACAGCCUGACCCAACAGGCACCUACUGUGCCAUCCCAGAAGAAUGGCUACGAAAGAAAGCUGCUGAGAAGAACAGAACCUCCAAACUCUCUGCUGCACAGCUCAGACAGUUGGCUGUCCACAACGCUCUGCCUUUCAUUGGCUUUGGCUUCCUCGAUAAUCUAAUCAUGAUAGUUGCUGGUGACUACAUUGACCUCACUAUUGGCACUGGUCUGGGCAUCAGCACCAUGGCAGCAGCAGCACUAGGCAACACAGUUAGUGACUUGGCAGGCAUCGGCUCUGCAUGGUACGUGGAAAACAUUGCUGUCAAGACGGGGAUCAAGGCACCAGAGUUGAGUCCUGAGCAGCUGGAAGGUGUGGCAGCAAGGUGGUCAGCUAACAUGGGACGUGGUUUGGGAGUGGUGCUUGGCUGCCUCCUUGGGAUGUUUCCUUUAUUCUUCUUAUCUAACCAUGAGGAAGACAAGAAGGUGUCAGUCUUACCUAACCAAGAGGAGGAGAACAAGAAGUUGCCAGUAUCAUCUGACCCCAAGGAGGACAAGAAAGUGCUGGUAGAUGACUGAACUCUGCCACACCAUUAUAGUUGUGCAGCUGUAUCUUAGGUGCUGUGAGAAUUUGCAGGUUCCUUAGCUUCAUCUUUCAUUCCAAGUGGACACACUUAAAAACUAAUGUUGCAUUUCUUAUUAUUUGCCAGAUUUAUGACUAUCUGUGUUUCUGUCGAUGCAACAUUUUUUAUUCAAACUAUUAUGUUAUAUUAGAAUGGAGUGCCACUUGAUGAUGUAUCCAUACAUGUAGCUAAAGAUUUGAGACCCAAGUCAGUUGGUAGUCUGACUGUACAGAUGCCACAGCCUUGUGAUAGGUUGACUGCCUACAUAUGCUAUUUGAGGUUAUAGUUACCCUUCAAGCCUGCUCUUCUCAUGGAGGAAUGUGUUGCUGUUAUUUAUCUGAAUGGAGAGAUGCUGUUGAAGAAUUUAAGUUUUUCCCCUAUUUUCUGCUAUUUAAUGUGACAAAGACAUUACAUUAAAGUUCCACAUUUUGUGAAACUAGUGCUUAUGCAGCUCAAUGUAUUUCUAGAUGUACUUGUUACUGUUAUGAAAAUUCUCUGUUAUUUUUUUUGUCAUCAUGGCUGCUCUAAGAGUGAUUGUCCAGCUGGAGAAUGGUUGUCUAAUGAUUACUUGUAUGUUUGGAAAGCAGCACUUCUUGGCAGUGAGGUUUAUCCUCUCACUGGUGUAGCUAUAUUGUACCCAACUUGCAUUCUCACAUAUAUUUAACACAAUUUUAUGUUAUUUAAAGUUCAAAUGUAUGUUCAUUAGAAUUUUACCUCAUGAUGUUAGUAGACAUCUUGGAUACAGGUGCUAGUAGUCAGAUGCAAUAGUUUAGAGCUGUACUAAGUCAGUAUUUAUGGUUGCUUAAUUGAAAUUUUUGAGAAAUUAGCAUAAAGUCUUAGAUACCCAAGACCAAUUUAUGGGCGAUGUAAAUAAUAUUUAUGUUUCACAAUUAGUGGAUUCAUGUUUAGGAGUUGGACCUUAAGUUUAAGAGAAUAAGACAAAUUUAUUGGAUUUACUAACACAGUAAUCCUUAGUUAGAACUGUGAUACUUGUAUAACACACCACUUUAAUGGACUGAAUAUACUAACUCAAAGUUCAAUCAGAGAUUUCAAGGAGCUAACAUUUUUAAGUAAAUUGUUGGGUGUAACACAGUAUUUUCAAUUUUCUGUAAUUCAUUCAUGAAAUAUCAUUUCAAUUAGAUAUGUGGUUCAGUUACCAUCAUUCAUGAAUACAGUGUGAGUGGUAGUGGUGGUGACUGAUGUUCGUCAUGUUCAGGCAGAGGCCUGUGGGCAGCAAGUAGUUUGUGAAGGCUUACAUUAUCUUUCUUCUCUUCACUUCAAUCUAGCACACCAUUUGUUUGUUGUGGUGCUUUCAAAGAAUAUCCCUUGAAUGCAUGUCCAUUGCAUUGAUAUCAGCUAUUAUAUCACUGGAAAUAUUAAACAAGAUGGCCUGUCUAAAUUCUUUGGGCAUGACUUUAAAGAUGCCCAUUCCAGAAAAAUACAAACUUUGAAGUUGCAUUUAUGUAACAUUUAAGGUAGGGAUAGGCUUGACUAGAAAAUAGAAAAUCUAGGGUUCAAAUUUUUCAUGUGAUUAAGAUCAUUAAGAUAUACUUCUUAGAGUAAGAAACUCUAGUUUUGGCAGAGAGGCAGUAAAGCUGAGUAAGUGUCAGUUCUGCAGUAAUGAUGUUGAAUAUAAUACAUGCCAUUUGCUUUCUACAUUCCAAGUCUGGAGUUGUCCCUAUAUUGUUUCAAUAGUAGUUAUCAGUACCCAUUAUAUGAAUUAGUUUUUGUUGCAAGGCUCACCCCUUCCAUAACCCAAAUAGGGAAACAACAAAGCAGCUCCUGUGAGCCUUAUACCAUGUAGAGAAAAACAGAACCAAUAGUGAUUGGGUUAGAACCCUAUUUAAGUAUUGCAGGAUAUGAAAUUAAAUUUUCUAUUGUUAAAAGAAUACAGUGAAAAAAACUUUUCACUUCACUAAUGAAUAAAUGCAUUGCUGUGUAUUGUUCAGAACACAAACCCACUGGUUUGCAUAGUGUAUGCAUUAACUACCAUCAACCUUCCAUAUUGUAUCGACUACUUAUCUACUAACAUAAAUGUCAUGAGUGUUCAGUGCAAAACUUAUCCUUUUAAAAUUGCCUUUGCAGAUUUUACUGCUGUUUUGUCUCUGAUACAUACUUAUAAUAUCUUUACCUGUGUGAGAACAGGUAGAUGUGUUGUGAUCACUAAAGAUUGCUAUGAAAUGCUUAUGCUUCACAUGGACAUGUAGGUAAUGACCUGAGAUCCGAGAUGACAACCACCAUUUUGCAUGCAGUGUGACAUGAUUUGCUGUCUUGAAUAGUAAUAUAUAUAAAAAAAAAAAAAAAAAAAAAAGCUGAUGAACUCCUAGAUUAAUAUUUCGUGACACAAAGACUAAGGCUCUUAGGAAAACUUCAUCAUGCAAUUGAGAAUCAGUUCGUGCUCUGAUUGAAAUAUGUGGAUGAUGAAGGUAUAGUUCACAACAUCAAAUCAAGGUGAAGACUUUUUCUCACAUCAUUAGUUUGUGAUACAUCAGACUAUCCAAAAUAAUGUAUCUGAUUUAAGAUUGAUAAUGUUUGAUAACAGAAGAUCACUGAACUGAUGUCCAGUAGUUCCCGAUGGUGGAACGUAGUGGGAAGGAAGGAAGUGUGGUGCCUGUGCCUGUCACCCUUGGCUGACUCUAGUCUGUUGAGUGUUAUUAGGUUUUUAUUGUAUGUCCUCUUUCAUGACAAGAUAUGUGCUAUAAUGCAAUACUCUCUUAAUAGAACUAUUUUGUUUUGAGCAUUUAGGCAUGUCCUGCCAAACCUACCUGUAUCACAAGAUGAUUUGAGAAUACCACUGUUGUCAGUUAAAUGACCUCUGUUGCCCCCCUUUUUUUCCAAUUUUUUUUUUAGUUAAGCUCUUUUCCUUCUUUGAAGCAUAUACAGAUGUAUAGAUGUAGAAAGGAAAGUUUCCAAAGUUAAUGGUGAUCAGAGAAAGUGAGUUCAGUCUCCUUCCUUCACCUGACCUACCCGAGUGACCAUAGUCAGUCGCUGUAUGGCACAGGCAAUGUCAGAAAGCACCAUUGUCAAGUGUGGUGGUAUAUACACCAAACUUAUUGCUAUUAUACUCAAAGGAAUUGAAUAUCUAUAAUAUUUUCAUCUUUACUAAAGAAAUGGAUGUCUUCAGAUUGAUUGUGAAGCAGGAAAUAGUUAAUGUAUCGAGCAAGAGUAGUAUUGUGUGUGAGAGUGAUGGUCAGGAGAAUCCCUAUGAGGGACUUAUCUCAUCCUAUAUGCUCAAUACAAAAUAAUUCUGUCAUAUCUUGCAGCUAAUGGACGGGUUCUUUAAUCCUUAGCACCUUUACUUUUAUCUGUCAUGGAGCAUUUGCAUAUAUAGUACUCAGAAUUUCAAUAUUUCUUUGAAUUUUAUAAGAAUUAAUUGUUGUACUUGUACAUUAACAUUACAUUAAUAUAUUAUUAGCAUAUUUCUUGGUGUGAUACCUAGUUUCCUAUAAGUUUUAUUGAUGUAGAUAAAUGUUAAAAUUUCAGAGUUAUAUGAUAUAUUGUUAUUUGCAUGUCUAGUAGUAUAUACUUAUAGAUAUUAAUUUGUCAAUUAUGCUGCCAGUCCAGUUACCAGUAGAGUCACUUUCUAUGAAAACAUAGUCAUUUCAGUUGUUGGUAUAGAUUAUUAUCACCUAAGAAUACUUACUGAGGACCAGUUACAGUUAUAAUAUACCACUUAUAAAAAGGAAAAUCUUGCAUUUCUAGAAACAUUUAUUUAUGUACCAAGUGUCAAGCCAUUUAUAAAAUUUAAGAAAUAUGUCAAAGUUAAUUACAGUAGAUAAAAAAUUUGAUAGUUUUCUGCAAGUGUAGUGGCCAAAAUUAGGAUAUUUUACAAAGUGACUACAGAAAUGCACUUUAGUAAAGCCUUUUAAACAGGUUUUUAUGGGCAUAUGUGUUAAGUUGAUGGAUGAAAGCAAAUCCAAUAUUAUCAGAUCAGACACAUUUAUCAACUGUGUAUCAUAAACUAAGCUUUUCUCAAGUGCAUCACUGUAAAAUAUAUUGUAGUUGUGUAUCAAGCUGUUCAGUUUUUUCCAUUGUAUAGUACAGUGUUUUUUUUUUUUUUUUUUAUCUAAACUUAGAUAACAAUUAUUGAAGGAAGUAUAAAAUAACAUGAUACUAAUUUGAUAUUACACAUCAGCACCAUUUAAUUGUAAUUGAAUACAAGUAUUAGAAAAAAAAAAAAAAACAUUUCCAAGACUUCAGAAACAUCUAGAUUACCUGUAUUGUAAUCCUUAUUAUUGUCAUGUUUGGAUGGCACGCAGGAUGGGGAUGAAAACAGAGUUGUGUGUUAUUUUGCUUUAAUAAGGCAGUUUGUUAUGCCUUAACUAAUCACAAAUUAUUAUUCUGGUUAAUAUAAAAAAAAGUAGCUUAAUGCAUGUAUACUAAAUAUUCUAAUAAGUUUGUGUGAUAUACAAUAGCCUUUAUUUUUUAAUCAGAUGAGAAUAGUUAGCAACAUGGAAUAAUUACUGUGAGAUGAAUUAUGUCAUGAAAGAAGGGUGAAGCUACGUGUUGUGAAGAUUUAUUAGUGUGAGGAGGAGAUGUUAUUACUACUCAUAGGAAAGAGGAAAUCAUGGAGGCAUUUGGAGUCUUUUGUUGCCAUUGCUCAAGGAAGGAUAUCCAGUAUUAUUUACAUUAUUGAGAGAAGUUUUAGAAUAUGACUUUCAAAUAAGUAUUGAGAUUAGUAUAUGUAUUUGUCUCGUUACCCUAUUAAUAUUGUAUGUGCGUACCUACUUGAAAUUAGCAGCCCUUGAGUAGGGAAGGGCAUCUCUUUCUUUUUAGAAAUCUAAUUUUAAUUUGAGAUGAUUUAAAAAAUUGGAUUUACAGUGGAAGGCUUACAUCAUUGUAAUACUUUCAAUAAAUAGUAGAUAAUACUGCUGUAUGGUUUAUAAAUUCAUUAAUAAAAUUUAUGUUGCUUUAA